Onychostruthus taczanowskii (white-rumped snowfinch) is the source of this 6677-nucleotide messenger RNA. RefSeq names its product malic enzyme 2 (gene ME2). Gene Ontology annotation, molecular function: malate dehydrogenase (decarboxylating) (NAD+) activity; malate dehydrogenase (decarboxylating) (NADP+) activity; NAD binding. NCBI's taxonomy places the organism in Eukaryota, Metazoa, Chordata, Aves, Passeriformes, Passeridae. The record is from RefSeq and is a predicted model, not a curated record. Gene Ontology annotation, cellular component: mitochondrion. Bases 134 to 1870 code for a protein of 578 amino acids. The transcript has 16 exons. Gene Ontology annotation, biological process: malate metabolic process; pyruvate metabolic process.
CAUUCAGUGGCGGGUUCUGCGGUGGACGCAGCUCUGACGGGCGGGCGCUGCUCUCGCUCAGUAGGAACAGGUCCUCGGCCGGCAUCGCUCAGCGGGUAGCAGCCGCAGGAGGAGGUGCUGCGGAGGAGCGAGGAUGCUGUCCCGACUGCGCGCGGCCUGGGCGCCCUGCGCGGCGGCGCGGCGCGGGCUGCACACCAAGGAGAAGGGCAAGCCGCUCAUGCUGAACCCGCGCACCAACAAGGGCAUGGCCUUCACCUUACACGAGCGACAAAUGCUUGGGCUGCAGGGACUCCUGCCUCCCAAGAUAGAGACACAAGACAUCCAAGCCUUACGCUUCCACAAGAAUUUGGCAAAAAUGACUGACCCCUUGGAGAAGUACAUCUACAUCAUGGGGAUCCAGGAGAGAAAUGAGAAGCUGUUCUACAGGGUGCUGCAGGACGAUAUUGAGCGCCUAAUGCCCAUUGUGUACACUCCAACCGUGGGCCUGGCCUGCUCCCAGUACGGACACAUCUUCAGGAGACCAAAGGGAUUAUUUAUUUCCAUCUCAGACAGAGGCCACAUAAGGUCAAUUGUGAACAACUGGCCAGAGAACGACGUUAAGGCUGUUGUCGUCACUGAUGGAGAAAGAAUAUUGGGUCUUGGAGACCUGGGGGUGUACGGGAUGGGAAUUCCAGUGGGAAAGCUGUGUUUGUACACAGCCUGUGCAGGGAUACACCCAGAUAAAUGCCUGCCUGUGUGCAUCGACGUGGGGACUGAUAACACAACACUCCUGAAGGAUCCCUUCUACAUGGGGCUGUACCAGAAGAGGGAUCGCUCGCAGGUCUACGACGACCUGAUCGAUGAGUUCAUGGAAGCCAUCACUGACAGGUAUGGCCAGAACACCCUCAUCCAGUUUGAAGACUUUGGAAACCACAAUGCUUUCCGGUUCCUGAGGAAGUACAGAGAGAAGUACUGUACCUUCAAUGACGACAUCCAAGGGACAGCCUCGGUGGCCUUGGCAGGACUGCUGGCAGCCCAGAAAGCCACGGGGAAACCACUCACGGAGCAGAAAGUGCUGUUCCUUGGAGCAGGAGAGGCCGCCCUGGGAAUUGCCAACCUCAUUGUCAUGGCCAUGAUGGAAGGCGGUGUUUCCCACGAGGAGGCCUCCAAGAGAGUAUGGAUGUUCGACAAGCAUGGCUUGCUGGUCCAGGGCCGAGAGCAGAAGGUGGAUUCCCACCAGGAGCCAUUUACACAUCCAGCUCCGGAGCAGAUACCAAAGACAUUUGUAGAGGCAGUGAAUGUACUUCGGCCUUCAGCUAUCAUCGGAGUGGCUGGGGCAGGGCGUCUCUUCACCCAGGACGUGCUCAAAGCCAUGGCUUCCAUCAACGAGCGACCCAUCAUAUUUGCACUGAGCAACCCCACGGUGAAGGCCGAGUGCACGGCAGAGGAGGCCUACACGCUGACAGAGGGCCGGUGCCUGUUUGCCAGCGGCAGCCCCUUCGAGCUGGUCACUCUGAAGGAUGGAAGGACCUUCAAACCGGGCCAAGGAAACAACGCUUACAUCUUUCCAGGCGUGGCUCUGGCUGUGAUCCUCAGCAGCGUCCGGCACAUCAGUGAUAAGGUUUUCCUGGAGGCUGCCAAGGCAUUGGCAGAACAGUUGACAGAUGAAGAGCUUGCACAAGGAAGACUUUAUCCUCCACUGUCCAAUAUCAGGGAAGUUUCUAUUUAUAUUGCUGUCAAGGUGAUGGAGUUCCUGUACGCCAACAACAUGGCCUUCCACUACCCCGAGCCGGCCGACAAGAGCCGCUACAUCCGCUCCAAGGUCUGGACCUACGAGUACGAGUCCUUCAUGCCGGACGUGUACGACUGGCCCGAGUCCAAGGUGCACUGACAGCCCCGCGCCCGCUCCUCAGGCAGCGCCUCUACUCUGCAGGGAUCCCCUCCUCAGACCAACUGUAAUCAUGAUCUGUCACUCCUCUAAUUUAUUUGCGCUCCUUUCGUUGCCUGGUUUUUGUUUUUUCUCCCCGGUUUUUCACCUGAUUUCUCCCAAGUACCUGAUAAACUGUAUGGAUGACGGCAUCUGCCACAGGGAUGAGAGAGCCCUCCAAAAUUAAUUCAAACAAUAACGUUGCGUUUCUAGCUUAGAGCCAGCACCACACCGAAGAAUUCCAUUAAUGAUAUUUUAGCUACAUCUGUUUCACGAUGAACUCUAGCUCUCUCAUCACUGCUGAUCUCCAGAAUGAUUUAUUUCUGCCUUUAAUAAUCAGUCUUCUAAUUGUCCUAGUGUUGUCACACUGCAUUAGCUGUGACAUCAAGGGGAGACCACUUGUUGUAGAAAAAACAAAAGGGCAGUUAAAGACAACUUGGAGAGUGUGAUGGGCCUUCUGUUUUGUUUAAUGUUUAAAGAUGCCCAUGUCCAGACAUCCUGGUGGCGUUGGCUGCUGUUUCCUUAAGGAGCAGCAAGAUGUACACCUGUGGGGUCUGCAGCAAAGUUUGCAGCUUUGUGUUCAUCACUCCGUGAAAUCUGUUCUCAGGAAAAAUGUGGGCUAGUUCAAAUUGUCCUUGGGAAGCCUGAAAGUAAUACUAAUCACUUAAUAGCUUUUAAAAACAAAGCCAUAGUGUCACAGAAUAAAUUUUAUUGGGUAGAGGUAGGACCUGAAGUAAUUUAUGGAAAUCUUUUUAGAGGUUUUACUAGGAGAUUUUAAGCAAUGGACAGCGAAAUGAUGUACCAAAGGAUCUUUACCUAAUUUUUUUUAAUUUUUUCAAGAUUCUGUCUUGUCUAAGCCAGGUUGUUUUCUCCCUUGCUCUGACAAAAAGACUGGUGUGUGAUGUUUUAUGACACUGCUGACUCGAGAGCUGCGAAGUGGGCUCACUUGGAACCAGCACGCCGUGGGCAGCUGCUGGGGCUGGAGCAGGGAUGUUGUCAGGCAGCUAUCCACAGGAGUCUGGCUGAAUGCUUCCUGAGGUCUCAGUCCUGUGCUCUGGUCAGCGUGGGUGCUGGACCCACAGCAUGCAGUGCUGCAAGCCCCAUACUUGCUGCACUUACAGGCCUGCUUUGUCAGGUCCUGGUGUGAAAGCAGAAGCUCCCAGUGAGCUUUUCCUUGCCAGGGGUAGUGCUGCACGUUUGCUGCAGAUGCCACAGUGUACACUCCCCCAGCUGCCUUGGAGCCAGGCCAGAGGGGGACAGGCAGGGACACCCAGAGGUGGCCACAGCCUGUGGCUGCCCCGUCUGUGCUGCCUGCAGCCAGAACAGCCACCUGCCAGGAACAGAAAUAAAGACACCAGGCUGCUCCAGUUUGCUGCAGCAAGGCAGGAAAAGGGCGGGAGUAAAUAAACAGACGGAUGUGCCAGCAGUGCUGUACUGGCAGACAUCAUCCAAAGAGAUAAAGCAGAGCUUGCUCAGGAUUUACCCAUGGCAAGCACUGCUCUCCUACCCUCAAUUACAGAGGAAAAUGCAGUCUCCACAGAACAGGCCAGAACAGAGCAGGGAAAAUGGUCUCAAUGCCCCCUCAGGCGCCCACAGCCUAAUCUCUGGCUCUAAAAUUGUAUCCACACAAAGAACAGUAAGCUUUGGGAAGGUGCUGCCUGUGUGGGGAAAGAAGACUGAUUAUAUAAACACAGAAAAGAGUGAUGUGGGGAAAAAAACUGUGGUGUUCAAGCUGUGGUAAAGUGUUGUGUGGUGGGGCUCGAAGUGCUUCACUGCUGAGUGCUGACAUGCACAGGGGCACGAGCUUGCACUUGCAAGUGAAUGUACAAAAGACACCAACACACACACAGGGUGUUUUUACAAAGAGUGCUUUUUUCAUCUAUUUUUGCUAUGCCUUGUUUGUACCGUAUUUAAAUUAGUGAUCUUAAUGAAAGAGAAAUUAUUUAUUCAAUGUAUGAAUUACUUUUGCCUUCUGAAAACCCAGCUCUACCUGAAGCCUGUUGUAUUGUGCCAGUGGAGUUCUGCAUCACUGGAUUCCGGAGUGCUGGGAACACACGCUUCCUCCCUUCUGCCAGCAGCCAGUUAGAUGAGUAACAAAACCACCCAAAACGCGCUGAUCUCACGUCCCACAGUGACCACAGAGGCAGGGCAGCCGCUGCCUGCCUCUGCCUUAGGAGGCAAGGAUCCGUGCCCGCCCCUUCAGUCUGAUUGUGUUGUUUCCAAGGAUCUCAGCUGGUGUCCGCAGCCCUCGGGGGAGGCGGCUGGGCCGUGCUCCGGGCGGGAGCGAUGCCGUUCCUGUGCAGGGAACUGCUCUGAGCAGCCCUGGCCCCUUCUGGCGCUGCCUCCCUGCUCUCCAGCCGCUGCGUUUUCCCCCUCCUGGCAGCGGGAUUGACGCUCCUGCACAGCCAUUCUUCUGGAAAUCCCGCUGCGGAGGUGAGGGAAAAGCAGUCCCUAGGAGAGGAGCAGCCCGGGCUGUGCUGGAGGUGUGGCUGGCUCUGUCCCCUGCCAGCCGGAGCUGAGCCAGGCACGGCCUCCCGGGCUCUGUCGGCCUGGCUCUGUGGAUCCUCUGCAGCUUGCAGUGUGGACAGGGGUGUGCACAUCCCUUCCAUGUGCAGCCAUUGUUUCCUGUUGGCAACAGGCAACCCGUCAGCUCACACAGUUCUAAGUCCACUUCACUCUCUCUUUCAUCUUCUCCAGAAUUAUUUUUUUUUCAUACAUAGGAUUUUUAGAUAGAUUCAUGUUCAGUUUUCCUUCAGGUACAAUUAAUCCUUGAACUAAUUACAACUGCUAAUCUUGCUGGCUACUAAGGAACCACUUUCCUUUUUCAUAUUCUACUUAACAUGAUUUUUUCUGUUUGCUGGUUUAUUCAAAAUAUUUACUGGUCUUUAUCUGUACAGAAAAUUCUCUUAGACAGUAUGCAAAGGGAAACAGGUGUCACCAGGAUGCAUUUUGUCAUGUUACAUAAUGUAAGUCAAAAGAAUACAUCACCUAAAGGACCACCAGUGUUGUAGUUUGUCACACAGCCCCCGUGACUUGCCCUCCAAAUGCUUUUAUAAAAGACUGUCUUCCAUGUCUCCUUGGGGUGUGCAGAACCCUUCUGGGAGGAUCAGGAAUUUCACUGAGGUCAGCCUUUUCCAGGAUUUGUCCAAUCCUUGCUUUCUUAAAAUCAGCAGGAGCAGGACUGAGCCUCUUGGCAGCAGCCUGUAGGAGUGUUUGGGGAGAGUAAAGGUAUCUAAUGAAACACAGCCUUUCUUUUAAAAAUACCUGUGGUUUUGUUAAAGGUGUUGCAAAGGUUUGUGUGUUCCUGAAGCCUCUGCCAACCUGACCUGUAGAAGGAGACAAUUAAAAUGUUGUGUCUGAUACAUUUUAAACCCCCGGUGUGACACGUGGCACAAGUUCUCGGUUACAUUUGUGGACAGUGAUGCAUCCUGAUCUGUUGUGUUCCUUUUCCAAGCUUCAAACCAAGUGACACUUUACCUGCAGAGUGGUGUGUAACAGGUUUCCUGUGGUCGGUGCGUGUCUUCCUCUUGUACUGUUGUUUCCAGCACGCUGUUUUACGGGGAUAAAGUAACUCUGUCACACUCCUCUGGUAGUACCUGCCAAGAUGAACGAUACACCUUUUAGUUUCAAUCUUUAGCAGCCCUCCGUGGUGACUGUUCCUGUGGGAGAGUGGGGAUCACUAUUGUACAGCUCCCACCCAGGUUUCAGUUCAGCUGACUCCGGCGCCGGCAGUCCCGGCUGGUUUUGUUUGCUGGGGCUGGCUGCAGAGGGGCAGAGCUGAGCUCCUCUGCCAGCCCCGCAGAGCUGAGCUCCUCUGUGGCCCCGCAGAGCUGAGCUCCUCUGUGGCCCCGCAGAGCUGAGCUCCUCUCUGGUCCCGCAGAGCUGAGCUCCUCUGUGGCCCCGCAGAGCUGUCUGUGGCUCAGAUCAGUGUGAGAACAGCCGGGGCUGUCUCCCUGCCAGUGCUUCCAGCUGGAUAAACCACUGUCAUUUCUGCUCGCGGGACGAUCCGAGCGCUGCCCCGCUCCGUUGCAGCCACGGCUGGCGGGCAGGGACUGCUGUUACACGGGAGGAGCAAAUCCAGAGCCAAGCUCUGCUGCACUGGCUUGGCAGCUGAAUUUGGGCAAAGCCGUUCAGCUGCUGCUGCUGAAGGCACAUCUGACUGACUCCGUGUGGACCUGCCUGCCCCGUGCGCUCCCGUGGGACUCCGGGCGAGCGCCCGGGACGAUGCAGCACGGCUUCCCCGCGCCUCCCGUUCUCCGUGGGGAUGGCAGGGCUCACCCGGGCACGGCGGCUGCAGCUGGGCGGGCAGGUUCUGUCCCCGUGCCCUGCUGGUGCUGCAGCAGCCCGAGCUGCCCGGUCGUGCUCCCCAGACACGAGGGGCUCAGCCAGGCUGAGCUCAGCUCUCCACGUGCCGUCGGCUUCGGCUCGUCCGUUCGUCAGCCAGACCCUUUCUAAUGGAAUAAAAAUACUCUUAGGACUUAAGGUGGCUGCCUUGUCAACACAACAGCAAAAUAACCUGUGUUUGUUUCUAUAUUAAACAUAUCUACCUUAUGCAAAUCAAUGUGAGCCUGCUGGGGCGCUUGUGAGAGCAGUUCCAGCCUGAUCUGUGCGGGGUUGGCUGUGCCUGGGAGGGUCAUUGCUCAGCUGAAACUAAAACUGUAUGUCAAAUGUGAAGUGGUUGGGGUUUCUUCCUACUUUAUAACGUUGUAACUCUAUUGAAAUGUGUGUUCUAGUCUUCUAUUUUCUUAGUAAAAUGCAUUCCCUUUGCCUA